This is a messenger RNA of Colletotrichum abscissum, 201 nucleotides long. RefSeq lists its product as uncharacterized. The transcript has 2 exons. The record is from RefSeq and is a predicted model, not a curated record. Lineage: Eukaryota; Fungi; Ascomycota; Sordariomycetes; Glomerellales; Glomerellaceae. Bases 1 to 201 code for a protein of 66 amino acids.
AUGCAGUUCAGCAUCUCCUCCGUUUGCAUCGCUCUUUUCACCAUGAGCACCCUCGUGGCCGCAGCCCCCCAAAACAACGCCCGCGAGAAGUUCAAGCAAAACAGCUGCAAGAGCCAGGCGUGCAGAGAUUCGGUUGAUGCUGGAUGCCCUCUCAACUUCAUUAAUUUCAGUCUCGGUGGCUGCGAUGACCCCAGCUUCUAA